Messenger RNA from Nylanderia fulva, 4656 nucleotides. The record is from RefSeq and is a predicted model, not a curated record. Lineage: Eukaryota; Metazoa; Arthropoda; Insecta; Hymenoptera; Formicidae.
AUGGAAGAAGCUCUCGCAAAUCAACAAACUGCUUGCUAUUCAGUUGCUCGAGCUCUCGACAAUUUUAAGAAGAUCGGUCGGUCAAAUCUGACGGCCGCCAAAAUUCGCUCGCGAAUGACGAGCUUACAAGACACGUGGACACAAUGUGUACGCAAUCACGCGACACUGCUGCAGCUUGUUCCUGACGAGAAGCAAGUUUCAAUUCACUACUUCAAAAAGGAGACCUUCGCCUUCCACGAGGACCUCUAUCAGGCAGCUAUGGACUACAUGAACGAGUGCUUGGAGGAGCUGGUUCCAGUCGUAAGUCGUGAAACCUCUUUCAACGCUUCGUUCGCGCAUACAGACUCUGCGUCAUUAUCGGUCAAACAUCUUCCUCCCAUCAAAUUGCCGCCGUUCACCGUGUCAAGUUUAACAGGCUCAGCUCGCGAUGCGAUAUCAGGUAUUAAAGUCACCGCGGAUAACUUCUCGGUUGCGUGGAAAGCAUUAACAGCGCGUUUUGAAAAUAAGCGCCGAUUAAUUGAGACUCACAUUUCGAAUUUGUAUAAUCUUCCGAAAAUGACUCGUGAGUCAGCUGUCGAGCUUCACGCCUUACGCGAUAAAGCCGAACAAGCGAUCUCAACAUUGCAACGUCUUAAUCGUUCGCCGGACGAUAUAGUCAGCGACAUUGAUAAACACAUGUCGAUCAAUUGUCAAAGUAAUUUCACAUGUCGAACAUGUAAUAAACGACAUCAUUCUAUGAUUCAUCUCGAUUCGGACUCAUUGCAACAAGUUACAAAUGCGAACAAUACGUCAAACGCGAAUGACGUCAUCGACAACGUGCCUAACGUUACGGCACUCUCAUCAGUUACAAUGACAACUGCGCCGACUCCUGUUGUCUUAUCUACUGCAAAGGUGAAUUUGCAGGCGCCUUCUGGACGCUCAUUGGUUGUCAGAGCCUUGAUUGACGGUGGAUCAGAGCUCACGUUUGUGACGGAGCGCGUUGCUCAAAUAUUACGUCUCAAGCGUAUACGAACGCUUACUUCAACGUCGGGAAUAAGCUGCGCUGACACCGGUACAUGCCGAUCUGCGGCUCUGAUUCACAUCACUCCUCGCAAAAAAUCGAAACCAAGGUUCACAACGGUUGCCUAUAUUAUGAAGGCAUUAACGAGGUAUGCUCCCAGAAACGCUUCGCAAUCGCAAGAUUGGAAACAUAUUUCCAAUCUGGAAUUGGCUGACGAUGAUCCUACCGGAUCAACACCGAUUGAUCUCAUAAUAGGAUCCGAUUUAUAUAAUCACGUACUCGUUCACGUACGUAACGGACCGCUCGGUCAACCAGGUGCAAUUGAAUCGCAUUUCGGAUGGAUCCUAUCCGGAACAACCUCUAUCCCGAAUCACGUGACACAACCCUCUCAUGUGGUAACUUCAACUCUCGUAAUUCCGCCUGUUGAGGAUGCGAGUCGCGUCGUGCAAUCAGCUCAGUUAAAUCAACGUUACAGUGUUGUCGCUCAUUGUUGUUCUCUCGAAAAUCAAUUGUCUAAAUUCUGGGAGGCAGAAGAAACACCUCAAUCAAUUGAAAUGUCUCCAGAUGACGAACAAUGCGAAGAACAUUUCAAACAAACGCAUUCGAGAACAUCGGAUGGGAGAUAUAUCGUGCGUCUGCCGUUUCGAAACGGCCCACCCAUCGAAAUCGGUGAAUCUCGCGAAAUAGCCGCGCGUCGGCUUUCGUCGUUACUUCGGAGAAUUAAUAAUCAACCUGCGAUUAAGCAGGAGUAUUCUGAGUUCAUGAGCGAAUACGCACAGUUGAAUCAUAUGAAAGUAAUCGCACCGGUGGAUUCAGUAAAUUCACAAGUCGUGUACAUCCCUCAUCAUCCGGUCAUUCGAGAGACUAGUUCGACAACUCGGUUGAGAGUCGUAUUUGACGCCUCAUGCACAACCUCUAACGGUACCUCGCUCAAUUCUCACAUGUUUACUGGGCCUAAACUACAGUUAGAUCUGCAAUCGGUUUUAUUACGUUGGCGACAGCACAAAUACGUUUACUCCGCAGACAUAGCGAAAAUGUAUAGACAAAUAUUGGUCGACUCGCGAGAUAGAGAUUAUCAACGCAUCCUAUGGAUAGAUGAAAAUUCGAAUAUUCAAGAACAUCAACUCCUUACGGUAACAUACGGUACGGCUUCCGCACCGUUUUUAGCUCUUCGAGUCAUUAAUCAGUUAAACGAUGAGGAAGGAAGCUCGUUUCCACUAGCAUCUGCGGUUUUAAGCGAGAACGUCUAUGUGGACGACGUGCUGUUUGGGGCCGAAGAUAUGCCUCUCCUUAAACAGACUCGAGAUCAAGUUUGCAAAUUGUUGAAACGCGGUGGAUUCGAUCUUCGCAAAUGGGCGAGUAACAAACCGGAGUUGCUCUCAGAUAUUUCAUCGGAUCAUCACGGGCUCGCACAGCUUAAAUUAUUCGAGACUGACAACAAUCUGAAGGUUCUCGGUAUUUUUUGGAAUCCGACGCACGAUUGUUUCCAGUUUCAAAUUGAAUUACCACAGACUCUCCCUUCUACAAAACGAACGAUUCUCUCUACCAUAGCCAGAAUAUUCGAUCCACUUGGAUGGGUCACACCCGUGGUUCUCAAAGCGAAAGUUUUUAUGCAGAAAUUAUGGCGACACAAAGUAGGCUGGGACGACAAUCUCUCAGAAGAUCUCCUUUUACAAUGGAGCGUGAUUUAUAAAUCACUUCCUUACAUCAAAAGCAUAAAACUUAGUCGCUGGAUUGGAUGCGAUUCAGAUACCAAGAGCAUCGAGUUACACGGUUUCGCGGAUGCUUCCCAAGUAGCUUACGCCGCAGUAGUUUUUUUGAGAGUCACAACAUUAUCCGGUCAUACAACUGUUUCGCUCCUCGCUGGGCGAUCCAAAGUCGCGCCUAUCAAACCGCUGACAAUCCCUCGAUUAGAAUUUACACAUGAAAAUCCCGCUGACUGUGCAUCUCGCGGUUUACUCGGCACAGAAUUGAGCGCCUUCGACAUUUGGUGGCGCGGACCUUCAUGGUUGAGUCUUAAGCAGGAUGAUUGGCCCACAUUCACAAUAACGCCGAUAGACGAAACACAGUUAGAAGAAAAAUCGUGUCAAGUGCAUCAAGUGAACGCUAAUGAACCGUGGAAUCUCACUACUCGAUAUUCAUGGUGGCCGAAAUUAAUACGUAUUACCGCCUACAUUUACCGUUUCAUAAGGAAGUGUAGAAAGAAACACACAAUAGGAUCGAACAACAAGUCUCAAUAUCACGCUCUUACUACAGUUGAAUUCAACGAAGCACGAAACUUCUGGCUGAACUUCAUUCAGUUAGAACUAUUCGAAAACGAGCUCCAUAAUUUAAAGUCAAACAAACCGUUGCCUACUCACAGUCCAAUUCUCUCAUUAAAUCCGUUCCUGGAUUCUGACGGUCUAAUUCGCGUUGGGGGGCGAUUAGAACACUCGUCAUUAUCUUUCCAGUCCAAGCAUCCAAUCUUAUUAGCCAACCAUACGAUCACUACUAUGAUCAUCCGUUAUACGCAUGUUGUAUCUCUCCAUGCCGGUCUUCAAUCCACUCUUUCAAAACUUAGACAAGAGUUUUGGAUUUUGAGAGCAAGAAGUCUAGUAAGGUCGGUUAUUUAUAAAUGUGUUCCGUGUACAAGAGAAAAGGCUCAAGUAGCUAGUCAACUGAUGGGCCAGCUACCUACAAGUCGUGUUUCGGCGCCCUCUCGAGCGUUUCUACAUAGCGGUGUCGACUACGCCGGACCAGUCUUCACACGUGCUUCAGCCGGCCGAGGAAUUACCUCGCGAAAGGCCUACAUAGCACUCUUUAUUUGUUUAGCCACACGCGCUAUUCAUCUCGAACUGGUUAGUGAUUACUCGACUGCUGCCUUUCUUAACGCUUUUCAAAGAUUUUGUGCGCGACGUGGAUUACCAGAGGUCAUGUACUCGGACAAUGGCACUACGUUCGCAGGAGCAGACAAGGAGUUGUCGCAAGCGUAUCGAGACGCUCAAAGCGAUGUUAACUUUCUCAACUUCAUCGUGUCAGAUAACAUCACAUGGAGUUUUAUCCCUCCCCAUGCUCCACACUUCGGUGGAUUGUGGGAGGCAGGGGUCAAAAGCGUUAAAUACCACCUUCGUAGGAUAUUAGGAAAUCACACCCUCACUUUCGAGGAACUUACUACCGUGCUUUGUAAAGUUGAAGCAUGCUUAAAUUCAAGGCCCCUGUGUCCAUUGACUGAUUCGAUUGACGAUUUUGAAGUUCUCACUCCGGGUCACUUUUUGAUUGGAUCGGCAAUCACAAUCAAUCCAGAACCUUCUGUUCUGCAAAUCAAUGAAAACAGACUGUCACGGUGGCAGUUGCGACAGAUCACGGAGCGUUUUUGGAAGCAUUGGCACGCCGACUAUAUUAACACGCUUCAACAGCGAACUAAGUGGCGAAAGGCAAAGUCACUUAUCCAUAUCGGUUCCAUGGUUCUGAUUCAAAAUCCUCUUCUUCCUCCUUGCAAAUGGGAACUCGGACGCGUAAUCCACUGUCAACCAGGCUCUGACGGAUUAAUUCGAGUAGUUUCCGUCAAAACAGCGAACUCGGAAUAUAAGCGUCCCAUAACUAAGUUAUGUGUGCUUCCAAUCGACGUUGAUUCUGACGAUUCCAUCGAGGAUCAGCCUCGAGUGUCAAGCAAUUAA